CAAAUGACAGCGAACCUCAAAGGAUAUCAAUUGCGCUGUUGAGCAGCGAACUGUACCGUGUUCCGAAAUUUCAUUUUCAGCGAACGAUUUAGCGGAUGCAUCAUGUCCGCGUCUGAUCUUCUCCACCUCAUCGUCGCGGCUUGAGACCGAUGCCUGAAGAAUUUCGUGUUUGCCUCAGAAAACCAGAUUGACUGAUCACAAUGGCGAGCAUGGAACUGUCAACGGGUCUCUUGGAGAUAGUAAAUUCUCUCACCCAGGAUGACAUCCCAUACAAGCUGCGGUGUGCCAUUUGCAACAAACUGGCAAUCAACGCAUUUCGCCUACCAUGCUGCGACCAAGCGAUCUGUGAGAACUGCCAAACUUCCUUGCCCGAAAGCUGUCCUGUCUGUGACCACAAUCCCAUCUCACCCGAUCUUUGCAAACCAAACAAAGCACUUCGCACAACUCUGAAGGCCUUCUUGCGUACGGAAGAGAAGAAACGAGAGAAAGAUCGGCCAUCAGCUACACCAGUUACAGCUACCCCGAGCGAGAGUGCGGCUGGUCAAAAUCAAGAUGGCUCUGCGGUUUCUGCAGAAUCAAAUGUGGAGCCAGUUGCAACUGGCGAGAAUGCUGGAGUUGAGGGACCUUCGGUUAUAGCAUCUAUCGAAGAGCCACAGAUCGUUGAGAACCAGUCACAAACUCCACUCAUCACCUCCGAUCAAGUGGAAGAACCUUUGACCACCACUGUCGAUCAUCAAGCAGCUGACGACGCUGAUGACAAUGGCACACAAUCUGGCGAUGGAGCUUUGGAGGCGGAUGAAACUGAACAUACUGAGCAAGGCAUGGUGCCGACCAACGGAUCUAACCAAAUGGCCCUCAACAUGGGUUUUGGUGUGAAUCCGGGAUUGAUGUCUAAUAUGCCUUGGGGCGGACAAGACCUAACUGCGAUGGCUCAGUUUAUGCCGAAUGCAGCCACGGGCAAUUUUCAGAACCCAAUGGGAAUGCUAGGAAUGGAUCCGAUGACUGCAGCUCAAGGAAUGUUCGGGGGUUUUGGUAUGAACAUGAAUAAUAUGAGCAAUGGCAUGAAUAUGGGAUAUGGUACAGGGCAGCAGAUGUAUGGCAACUGGAACAACUCUCAAAACAAUAUGUACAAUCCAACUGCAUUCUCGAAUGGUAUGGGCCAAGAUUAUCAAGCAUCUGGAUAUGCUGGCUACAUGUCUCAAGACAACGGAAACUUCUCUCAGAUGCAGCAAUAUCCUAACCAAAAUUAUCAUCAAGGUGGCUACUAUGGCAAUGGAUCAGGCUAUAUGAGAGGCAUGGGUCGCGGCCGUGGCCGCGGUUAUUAUCGUGGAGGUCGUGGAGGCUACUAUGGCCAUAUGCAAGCUAACAACCAGUAUUCAGGCGACUAUCAGCAACAGGCUUACCAGAAUAAUGUAUCCCAAGAAGCCGUGGACCAGUCCUUAGAGGCGCCCACUGAAGAGGACAUUAAAAAAUUCAACGAUGAACUAGCCCCUGGCGGAGAGAGCGAUUUAGCAGACGGCCCAUCUAGAGAGGAUACUACUACCCUUACUACCUCUAAUGCCUUAGCUGCAUCUGCAGAAACGAAGGACCUGGAUAAUCCUGAUCGUACUGAUCGUACUGAUAGUCACGUGGAUCAUAAAUCUGAUGAACAAGAAGUCAUUAAUAACGAUGACUCCACACCUCAACUACAAGGUAUUCCAACCAUUGACAGUGUUGAUAGUGCAGCUUCCCAGCCUAAUGUCUAUCACAACGGCCCCAUGAUGAAUCAAGGGUAUGGACGCGGCAGAGGUUAUGGUCGAGGAGGAUUCUACAAUAGUCGAGGGGGUUAUUACAACAACACAAACUUUCAAGGACCGCCCCCAGGACAAGGUGUGGUAGGCGCACCAUUGGCGCCACGUGCGAUGCGUCAAGGACUUCCGAAUACCAGUACGCGGCGACUCUUUGCUGCAGAACAGAACCCGUCAACAGCAGACACUUCGGAGAAUGUCUCGCAACGUGCCACGCCAGCAGCCAUGAAUGGAAAUACUCGUCUACUGUCACCAUCUGUCCAAACAUCUCAAGUGCAAACUCGAUCGCCUUCACAGGGAGGCUCUCGAACUCAAUCACGGCCUCGGUCACCGUCUGCUCCGAAUUCUCGUCAUGACCGCACUCGACGUGAGCGAUCUGAAGCCUAUGAUGAUGAAGGGGACGGAGACAAAGACCGACGAAGGGACGAUCACCGACGUUCUCGACGUGAUGGUGAAAACCGUUCACGUUCGCGCUCACGCUCGCCAUCAGUGACAGAAGAGACGUCUCGACGAUCCUCGCGUCGUCCUGACCACAAUCGGGAUCGUGAUAAAAAAUCAAACCGCUCUCGUCGCCAUCGUAGCCAGAGCAGAAGCCGUUACCACAACCGUGAUUCUCUUGCUCCAGAGACCAACGGCGGCGACAAACAUGACCUUGCGAGCCGAAUCACGCAUGCACAACGACUUAGCAAGGACUCUUCAAGUCGCCAUCGCGAGGAUCGGAGCAGGAAACAUGACCGAGACCGCGAGCGUGACAAGCGUCGCGACCACGAAAGGGAACGAGACCGCGACCGCGACCGUCCCCGUGAAAAGGAUAAACAUCGAGAUCGAGAUCGCGAACGUGAACGUGACCGUGACCGUGAUCGGGAGAAGGACCGUAAACGCUCCCGUCGCGAUCGCUCCGUUUCCCCUAACGAUAGCGAGUCUUCGUACCGCCAUUCUCGACGCAUCAAACGCAACCAUAAAGAUGACAACGAUAAUGAAAAGCGCAAACCAUCUACCAAGGACCGUGCCGAUGCGAAAUCAGGUGAUUCGUCAACGAAGGACCCGCAUACUCUAGAACGCGAGGCCCGUAACCGCGAACGCAUGAUGAAAGAGCAACAGCGGCGCAGUGCGAUCACCUCUGAUCGUGAUAGCAAGAAUUCUCGUCACCGUCAGGAGCGCAACUUGACUGGUGGUCGCAGGCUUAGUUAUAGGUACGACGACGACGAAGAUGAAAUGAAUCGCAUAGAAGAGGAGCGGGAAUCAAGCCGUUGGGCAUAGGAUUUAUUGCAUGCAACACCGGACUGGGAAAACCGGAGUCUGGUUUUUACUGUACAAUACAUACUUAAAAUCAUGAUACAUUUGCCUGACUUCAUUGUAUUAGCAUUGGGAGGUGCUAAUAAUUCUCUCUCGCGACUUUUUUUAGCAUCAUGCGCGUGGCACAAGAUUAAGAGAUUAAUUCUCGAAUUGCGACAUAAAAAACUGAACGUUGAUCCUAG
Messenger RNA from Talaromyces proteolyticus, 3265 nucleotides. RefSeq lists its product as uncharacterized. The record is from RefSeq and is a predicted model, not a curated record. Gene Ontology annotation, cellular component: transcription factor TFIID complex. Bases 201 to 3047 code for a protein of 948 amino acids. The transcript has 6 exons. Lineage: Eukaryota; Fungi; Ascomycota; Eurotiomycetes; Eurotiales; Trichocomaceae.